AUGGAAUCUAAUCCUCCUCAUGAUCAUAAUCAAAAACCUCAUGCUGUAUUUGUUCCAUUUCCAGCACAGGGUCAUAUCAUCCCAAUGAUGCAACUAGCAAAACUCUUCCGUUGCAACGGUUUCCACAUAACCUUUGUGAACACUGAAUUCAACCACAAACGUUUGAUAAAAUCUCUUGGAGAAGAGUUUGUGAAAGGUCUCCCAGAUUUUCAAUUCGAAACCAUACCUGAUGGUUUACCAGAAUCAGAUAAAGACGCAACACAAGAAGUUGAACCGUUGUGUGAAGCAGUUAGAAAUAACUGUUAUGCUCCAUUGAAAGAGCUUGUGAUUAAGCUCAACACAUCAUCAUCACAUAUUCCAGUUAGUUGUGUAGUUGCUGAUGGGCUAUCGGGAUUUGCUGGAAGAGUGGCUAAGGAUUUGGGGAUUCGAGAGUUACAGUUUUGGACAGCUUCUGCUUGUGGAUUUCUGGGAUAUUUGUAUUUUGAUGAACUUGUCAAAAGGGGCAUUCUUCCAUUCAAAGAUGAAAAUUUUGCAGAAAAUGGCACCUUGGAAACAAGUCUAAAUUGGAUUACAGGAAUGCAAGAUAUCAGAUUAAAAGAUCUACCAAGCUUCAUAAGAAUUACUGAUAUAAAUGAUAUUAUGUUUAAUUUCCAAGGUUCUGAAGCACAAAAUUGUCUGAGAUCGUCAACAAUAAUAAUUAACACAUUUGAAGAAUUGGAAGGUGAAGCUCUCGACACCCUUAGAGCCAAAAACUCAAACAUAUAUAGCAUUGGUCCCCUUCACAUGCUUGGUAGGAACUUUCCAGAGAAGGAAUAUGGUUUUAAAGCAAGCGGUUCAAGUUUAUGGAAAAGUGACCCAAAAUGUAUAAAUUGGUUGGAUAAAUGGAAACCUAGCUCAGUCUUAUAUGUUAAUUAUGGAAGUGUAACUGUUAUGACAAAUCAUCACUUGAAAGAAUUUGCUUGGGGAAUAGCAAAUAGCAAGAUACCAUUUUUAUGGAUAAUGAGGUCAGAUGUUGUAAUGGGUGAAGAAACUUCAAGUUUGCCACAAGAGUUUUUAGAUGAAGUUAAGGAUAGAGGAUACAUAACUAGUUGGUGCUCUCAAGACCAAGUUCUUGCUCAUCCAUCAAUUGGAGUUUUUCUAACUCAUUGUGGUUGGAAUUCUACACUUGAAGCUAUUUCUUCAAGUACGCCAACUAUUUGUUGGCCAUUUUUUGCUGAGCAACAAACAAAUUGCAGAUAUUUAUGUAACACUUGGAGAAUGGGGAUGGAAAUUAACUACAAUGUGAAAAGAGAUGAGAUAACAGAAAUUGUGAUGGAAAUGAUGGAAGGAGAAAAGGGAAAAGAACUUAGACGCGAGUGUUUGGAGUGGAAAAGGAAAGCUACAAAAGCUACUAAUUUGAGAGGAUCAUCAUACAUUAAUUUUCAUAAGUUAAUUAAAGAGGUUCUUUAUCACAAUAUUAUUUGA
This is a messenger RNA of Vicia faba (fava bean), 1464 nucleotides long. Lineage: Eukaryota; Viridiplantae; Streptophyta; Magnoliopsida; Fabales; Fabaceae. The record is from the annotation of a GenBank genome assembly.